Molecule: messenger RNA, 2553 nt
Organism: Symbiodinium natans
Lineage: Eukaryota; Dinophyceae; Suessiales; Symbiodiniaceae
Source: the annotation of a GenBank genome assembly
AUGGAGGGCUAUUCAUUCACGGGCUUCAAGGGUCUCUCUGGGGUCGACAGACAAUGGCGUGCUUGCUUCAACAUAUGUGUCCCCGCAGCGAAGGCUGAGCCCAUAAAGUCUGCGCUUGCGCAGAAAGGUGUCGUUAAGGAUCCCUCACAGAAGAAAAGGGUGCAGUUGCAAGCUCCCCUCAAGCCGGAGGAGGAGGAGGAUGCAGACAUCCCCCUCAUCGUGGCAGACGUUGAAACCCACGCUCAAGAGAUAAGAGCGCUGGCAAAAGAGAUCAAGGAACCAUCGCAGAAGCCAUUGAGCAUUACAACGGCCAGUCAUGCGACCGCUGCAAGCCCUGAGAACAAAACCCUGCAAGAGCAAGUUGAACAGCUGGAAACUGGCCUUGCGCGAUGUGUUGCAGAUUUUCGUGCUCAGGCAGAAGAGGUGCUGAUGCAGCAUCUUGACAACCUUGAGGAGGUACAGCUGGCUCAUGAGUUUGAGGUGGCAAACUUGAUGGCGGAAAACAUGCUUCUCCGGGAGAAGCUAAGUCUCAAGUCAACAGAGCAAGUGCGAGACGUGAUGUUUCAAAAUAUGGUUCCAGAACCCAAGAAGAAGCCGCGACGGGGACAGAGGAACCAAUUUCAGGAUGAUGAAGAAUCCGGGCCACAAUCCUUCAAGCAAAAGCAAGAUGACAAGGGCUUCCCUCCGCCUGCCGGCCAUCAGCAGCAAGGCCGAAAUAGAAAGGGUGGUAAGAACCAACAGCCUGGAGGGAGCUGGCAAGCCUUCAUGGCCUGGGUCCCCAAUGGAGCUGCCAUGCAGAAUGCGGAGCCAUGGAAGCCUUUGCCGCAACCUGACAUUGCACAAGCUCAAAGUCCGCAGGCGCAGGGCAAAACAAAGAAAGAGAAGAGAAAUCCCACCGGGUCGGAUCCUUUGUCCGUGAUUCCUGGCAUGCCCUCGGAUGACAAGCGGAAAGAAGACGAUGAUGACUCAGAUAGCGAUAGUGGCAGAAGUAAUUUGGCUGGGGAAGAGCAGUACGAGAUGCUUGAGGUUUGGAGAGCUUCUUCUAAGCAGAUGAAGAAGUUCAAGCGGGGCAGCCACGGAGAAACUGAGAGUUCCGUGCCCUUCCGUGAGGAGGAAGAUGAGUAUCAAGAACAGCCCCCGCAUGGCUGGAUCUUAAAUCCGGACUCGAACAUUCGAAUCUCUUGGGAUCUCGGUAGCUUGGUGAUGGUGCUGUACGACAUGGUCAUGAUCCCCAUGCAGGCCUACACACUCCCAGAGAGCGUUUUCUUGGACUUUAUGGAAUGGUCAACACGUCUAUUUUGGACAUUUGACAUUUUUUUCUCAUGCAUCACCGGGGUUGUCAUGACGGAUGGCUCGGUGGAAUACAAUCUCAAGAUCAUAUUGAAGCGCUAUGCCAAGACAUGGCUGUCUCUCGACUUGCUGAUCGUGGUUUCUGACUGGGCCGAAGUUAUAUUCUCCAGUGGGAGCAUGGCCAUGAUCAACCUGGCUCGCAGCACGCGCAUCAUCCGAAUUGUUCGACUGCUGCGGUUGGUCCGGAUGCAGGAGAUCAUGGCCAAUGUGACUGAGCGCAUACAAUCGGAGACCCUUGGGCCAAUGGUGCAAGUCGGCAAGGUUACGAUCGUGCUGCUGACGAUUUCGCAUUUCACGGCCUGCCUUUGGUUCAGCGUCGGCAACCGUACUACGACCGAGAAUACAUGGGUGAAAAUAGAGAACUAUGAGACUGCCGGUGUUGAUGCUCAGUACUUGGCUUCCUUACAUUGGGCACUAUCCCAAUUUUCAGGUGGCAUGGACGAGAUCACACCCGCGUCUUCGUUGGAGCGGCUUUUCGCAGUGGGCAUCGGCACCUGCAUCUUCGUUAUUGCGCUGGUCAUGAUGGGUGUGUUCACCUCUGGUCUGACACAGCAGUACAUCAUAGGUGGCAGUGGAGCCCGUCAGCUGGCCACUCUAAAGAGAUAUCUGAAGCAGAACAAUGUCUCUAAAGUCAUUACGAAGCGAGUGUGCCGAAAUGCAAAGCAUGCAAUUUCCGGCGAUUUGACUCCAGAGUCAGUGGAGUUGUUGCAAGUCAUCUCAGAGCCCCUGAAAGUGGAGCUGGCUUUCGACAUGUACUCGCAAGUCCUCAUGUGGCAGCCCUUCUUUCUGGAGCUGCUUUCGGAGAGCUCCCCGAUCAUGAAGCCGAUUUGCCACAGAGCAAUGUCAAUGCUGUUGCUUUCCAGCACCGACAUCAUCUUCAAUUUGGGGGAGGAGCCCGCCGAACCGAAAAUGUACAUAGUUGUGUCAGGUACCUUGGAGUACACGGACUCGUAUGGCGAAAUUGCCCCGGUUGGCGAGAGGCGGUACUUAGCCGAAGCCGUUCUUUGGACACAUUGGAAACACCGGGGAACUUUGACCGCUGUGAGUGAUGCGAAACUGGCUAUGCUUGAUGCGCAGGGCUUCCGGGACAUCUGUCAAAGGUUUAUGAGAAGAAGCGAGGCGGCGCUGAGGAUUGUGCGGUACGCCUCGGAUUUUGUGGAUGAGUUGAACAAGCAAGAGUUCAAGACAGAUCUCGGCAAGUGA